Centruroides sculpturatus (bark scorpion) is the source of this 1468-nucleotide messenger RNA. RefSeq names its product monocarboxylate transporter 12-like. NCBI's taxonomy places the organism in Eukaryota, Metazoa, Arthropoda, Arachnida, Scorpiones, Buthidae. The transcript is spliced from 4 exons. The record is from RefSeq and is a predicted model, not a curated record. Gene Ontology annotation, biological process: transmembrane transport. Gene Ontology annotation, molecular function: monocarboxylic acid transmembrane transporter activity. The annotation marks the transcript as partial.
AUGUCUACACCUAACAUUAUAUCAUCGUGUAAAAAUGAAGAUAAACUUAAUUCAAAUGUCGAAAUUAAAAUUCAUGGAUCACAUUUAAAUGUUCAUCGUCAUAAUAGAUCUAAAUCUUUAACUAUAAAUGAAAAAUCUUAUGAAGUUACAACUUUUCACAAGUCUUCAACGAUUUCUUUUUUACCAACGUAUGAAACUAGAUGUAAAAAUUGUAAAAAGAAUUAUUUAUCAAGUAUGGAAUCGAGUUUAAGAGGAUCGACAAAUUUAACUCUUUCACAAAGUUGUAUUUAUUAUCCUAGUGAUACUAAAAUAUCUACUAUCAGACAACAUUAUUAUCCAGAAGGUGGUUGGGGAUGGAUAAUUUGUUUGUGCUCCACUUUAGUCCAAUGCAUAAUUGGUGGUUUGUAUUUUUCUUACAGUUUCUUACUUCAUCAAAUAAUACAUCAAUUUAAUGGAGUCAAUGUUAUUCAAGCAGUUAUUCUAGGAGCAAUAUCGACUUGCGUAUCUCUUCUCGUUUCACCUGUAAUAUCCAUUCUAUGUCAUAAAAAGAGUACCAGAUUGAUUGCAAUUUUAGGAGGUUUAAUAACAAUUUUAGGAUAUUUAUUCACAUCGUUUGCUUUACAAUUUCAUCAACUGUAUUUUAGUUACGGUGUCGUUGUUGGAUGUGGAAUCAGCAUGAUUAGAGAUACGUCCACAAUCAUGAUUAGUCAAUACUUCAAGAGGAAAAGAGAACUUGUAGAAAUCAUCAUCUUUUCCGGAAUGGGUUUAGGAAUAAUUGUGAUGCCAAUAAUACAAACGGAAAGCGUAACGAAAACAAAUUGGAGAAUUGGUUUUAGUAUCAUCUCGGGUCUAAUGAUGAUAUCUUGCCUGUUGGGUAUAUUUUAUCGUUCUGCUUCACUAUAUCAUCCACAAAGAAGAGCCAUUCUUCACUUGAGGACAAUUCAGGAAACCACUUGCAAUGGUGUUAAAAAUAACAAUACUAUUUCUCUUUUAAAAUACAUUCUUGUCAGAUCGACGACAGUAAAAAUAUUACUUCUAGGAAAUAGUUUAAUCGCUUUUGGAAGUAUGGUGCCAUUUUAUAUAUUUAAUUUAGAAUUCGAAAGAAAUAAAUUAGACACGAGAAAUAAAUAUAUUCUACAGAUAUUACUUGGGAUUUCUUCAAUUUUUGGUAGUUCAUCGUUCGGAUUGAUCAUUGUCCGAAACAGUACUCAGUGUAUGAUAUCUAGACAAUAUCUUUGUCAAUUAGCAUCAUUAAUGAUCAGCUUGGCUUUCUUAGCCUUUACAGUUCUUGAAGAUUUCAACGGAUACGUAUUAUUUUCGUGUUUUUAUGGCUUUUUCUAUGGCGGAUAUUAUUAUUCCAUAAAAAUGUGUGUAUUAGAAAAAGUUCGAGCAAGAAAUUUUGUUCGAGUCUGGGGACUUAUUCAGUUGUGUCAAGCACUUCCCAUCUUUAUCGGAAUAUCGACUACAG